AUGUUUUCAUUUUCAUUGCUAACGCCAUCAGAAAAUGAUUUGACGUUCAAGGCAGCAUUGUUAUCCUUUGAUAAUGAAUUCAAAAUAUUAGCUGACCCAGCAUGGGAUGGCAAAGAUCCCAACAGUGUAUUAUUUAUGGAAAAGCAUCUUAUGGAAAUAAAUGCUAUAUUGCUUUCUCAUUCAACUCCUGAUUUCAUUAGUGGUUUUGUAUUAUUAUGUAUAAAGUUUCCAAGUUUAAUGUCCACAAUUCCAAUUUAUUCAACAAUGCCAGUCAAUCAAUUAGGAAGGAUUUCUACGGUGGAAUAUUAUCGUGCUAAUGCAAUACUAGGUCCUUUAUCCCUGUCCAUUCUCGAAAUUGAUGAAGUGGAUAAUUGGUUCGAUAAAGUGACGUUAUUGAAAUAUCAACAGUCAACAAAUUUGAUGGAUAAUAAAGUUAUAAUAACUCCUUAUAACGCCGGGCAUUCAUUAGGAGGUGCAUUUUGGUUAAUUACAAAGAGAAUAGAUAAAGUUAUAUAUGCUCCCGCCUGGAAUCAUUCCAAAGAUUCAUUCUUAAAUAGUGCAUCAUUUAUAUCUUCAUCCACGGGGAAUCCUAUACUUCUGUUGUUGCGUCCAACUGCUUUCAUCACCGCAACUGAUUUAGGAUCUACAAUGUCGCAUAAGAAGAGAACCGAGAAAUUCUUACAACUAGUUGAUGCUACGCUAGCAAAUGGGGGAGCUGUGUUAAUGCCCACUUCUCUCUCGGGUAGGUUUUUAGAAUUGUUUCAUUUAAUUGACGAACAUUUACAAGGUGCACCUAUACCUGUAUACUUCCUUUCUUACUCUGGUACAAAAGUAUUGAGUUAUGCUUCUAAUUUACUUGACUGGAUGAGUAGUAGUUUUAUUAAACAAUGGGAAGAAUCUUCUGGAGAUGGUGGUCAGUCUCAAAAGAUCCCGUUUAACCCGUCAAAAGUUGACCUUUUAUUAGACCCAAAUGAAUUGCUUCAAUUGAGUGGACCUAAAAUUGUAUUUUGUGCUGGUAUCGAUAUUAGGAAUGGGGAUAUAUCUGGAGAUGCCUUUCAAUAUUUAUGUAACAAUGAAAAUACUACAAUAAUUCUAACAGAAAAAUCUACAUUUACAAGUACUAAUGACGGUUUGAACUCUAUGCUUUAUAAUGAAUGGUAUAAAUUGACGAAGAAAAAGUUAGGUGGGAAAGUUGAAGAUGGAACAGCAGUACCAUUACAAAAAAUAGUUUCUAUAGAAAAUUGGAAUCGAGAAGAAGAUCUUGAAGGAUCUGAAUUAACGGAUUUCCAAGAGAAGAUAACAAAGCAAAGAAAAGAUAAAUUGCUUGCCAAAGUUCGAGAUAAAAAGAAUCAGAACCUUUUAAAUGCCGAUACUAUUGAUGCUGAGGACUCCUCAGAUGAAGAAGAAGGCGAAUCAUCAGAUGAAGAAGAGAAGGAAACGAAAGCUGCCGUUGACGCUAUCGUGCAAUCAUCGAAUAUUAUGACUGAUAAUCAGAGUGUGGUGGAUGAACUUGCUGCCCAUGAGGCAUUUGUUAUGGAUCAUGUGAAACAAAGCAUUGAAAACAAUUUACCAAUCGAUCUCAGAAUCACGCAUAAGUUAAGACCUAGGCAUGCGAUGUUUCCAUAUUUUAUUACUGCACAUAGAGAGAAAUUCGAUGAUUACGGUCAAAUUAUAGAUGUCAAGGACUUCCAAAAGUCUGAUGAAGCAUCGAAUGCAAAGAUUAUUAUGGAAGGUAAAAAGAAAUUUGAUGAAAAGCGAAAAUGGAAUGAAGAAAAGGCGAAGGGGAAGAAUCAACCUAAAAAGGUUCAAAAGAAACAGCAAAAUAAAAUGACUCCGCAAGAACAAGUGAAUCAACAAUUACUUCAGAAAAAUCUAGAUACCUUGUUCAGACCAAGAAAGAGAGUUCCUCUCACCGCUGCAUCCGCCUAUGCGUCCCAAGGGGAAAAGAUUCAAGUUAGGUGUGGGUUAUCAUUUGUGGAUCUUUCUGGAUUGGUGGAUUUAAGAUCAUUGGGGAUUAUUGUUCAAGCACUUAAGCCGUAUAAUUUGUUAUUACUUCCUGACUAUACAUGUGGUAAAGAUUCUGAAGUAAGUGGAUUAACUGAGGUUCAAGAAUACUUUUCGCAGCAGCAAUCUGAACAAGCACAAGAGCAGAGCAAGAAGAAUUUGUUUCAAUCUUCUAGGUUUCUAUCGAUAUCUUCAAUCAGAAGUGGGCUCUCGGGUUCCUUAUCCUAUAGUAAUUCUAAGAUGAAUGUGUUGGAAAUCACUCCCGAUAAGCCCAUUAGGAUAGGUACGGAGACGGAAUCGGGAGGUAUAGGUUUGAACAAUUUUGAGAUUAAUUUGGACGAUUCAAUUCUCAAAGACUUGGAAUGGCAAACUAUUGAUGGAAGUUAUCGUGUUGCCAAGUUAUAUGGAGAGUUGGAAGUACAGAAUCAACUUCCAGUAGAAAAGAAAGCAAAGACCGUAAAUGAUUAUGUGAAUCCACAAACUUUAUUCCGGUUAAAGAAAGUAGACAAAGCAAAUGUUGCAAAAAGAAGACAUCUAAUCAACCAACGUUUAAGGGAUCCAAAAUUGAAAUCUCUUGUAUCGAAUGCUCCAAAAUUGGCAAUUGGUAAUAUCAGAUUACCUGACCUAAGGAAGAAGCUUCAAAGUAAGAAUCUAAAUGCUGAAUUCAAAAGUGAAGGGACUUUAGUCGUGAAUGAUCAAUUGGCCAUUAGAAAAGUUGCUUACGGUGCCAUUGAAAGUGAUGAUUCAGGUGAUAUUAUUAUAGAUGGUAAUGUUGGGCCCUUGUAUUAUGAAGUUAAAUCCUGCAUUAGAGAAAUGUUGGCUUACGUAUAA
This is a messenger RNA of Hemisphaericaspora subhashii, 2835 nucleotides long. RefSeq names its product cleavage polyadenylation factor subunit. Gene Ontology annotation, cellular component: mRNA cleavage and polyadenylation specificity factor complex. The record is from RefSeq and is a predicted model, not a curated record. The transcript has a single exon. Bases 1 to 2835 code for a protein of 944 amino acids. Gene Ontology annotation, biological process: mRNA 3'-end processing by stem-loop binding and cleavage. Gene Ontology annotation, molecular function: RNA binding. Lineage: Eukaryota; Fungi; Ascomycota; Pichiomycetes; Serinales; Debaryomycetaceae.